CCGCCGCGGCCGCUGCUCCGCGGCGCUUCCUGGGCGGAGCCGCCCCCCGGCUGGGCAGCGGAGGCGCCGGGAGGAGCGGCUGGCGGGGCGGCCCCGCAGCGGGUAAACACGCCGGGAACCCCGCGGCCCCUCAGUGAUACAGGAUGCUGUUUCCUUUGGUGUUGUGUGCAGUGAUGCUGAUAGGGAGCUGUAAAGUUCAAGAAGAUGAAUGGAUUGACCCCACGGAUAUGCUCAAUUAUGAUGCAGCAUCAGGAACAAUGAGAAGACCUUAUAAGGUAGAGAAAGAAAGGCCAAACUAUCAUGACUCUGAGGAAGAGGCUGUGGAUACAGUCAGUACUGAAAUCUCACGUUGUUCCAGGGUAGUAGAUUCCUUGCAACACAAGAUUGCAGAAUGUGAGAAGAGGAAUGCCAAAUCACAGGAGAGCCGUAGCUUUUAUAUUUUUAAGCGAUUCUUGAAUAAGAUUUUAAAUGAAGCUGGAAAACUUGGCCUUCCUGGGGAAGAUGUGGGCCAUGUCCAUUACGAUGCUGAGAUCAUUCUUACAAGACAGACGUAUUUGGAGAUCCUCAGGUUUGUCAGUGAGGAGGACUGGCAGCCAGGGGCCCUGGAUGAGGCACUCAGUGAUAUUUUGGUCAACUUUAAGCACCAUGAUGAUGAAGCUUGGCGGUGGAGAUUUGAAGACACCUUUGGAAUUGAUCUAUAUCAUUUGUUUUGGCUGCUCAUGUGCCUAGUGUGCAUUGUGAUUGUAAUGGCCACAGAGCUGCGGACGUAUGUUUCUCGCUUUGUGCAGCUAAAAUAUGUUUUAUUUCUGACUUUCCUCGUCAGUUUUGUGUGGAAUUGGUUUUACUUGUACACACUGGCCUUCGCUCAGCACCAGGCAGAGAUGGCCAAGAUGGGCCAGUUCGACAAGGUCUGUGCGGAGAAGCUGGAGUGGUAUGGAAGUCUCGUGGAAUGGCUUAGAAGUACAUGGACGUUUCAGGAUGAUCCCUGUAAGAAGUAUUAUGAAAUUCUGCUUGUAAAUCCUGUUUAUAUGGUUCCACCAUCAAAGGCCUUGGCAGUAACUUUCACCAACUUUGUAACUGAGCCUUUGAAGGACAUAGGACAAGGUAUUGGUGAAUUCAUCAAGGCACUUAUGAAGGAGAUACCACUAAUUCUGCAGGUUCCAGUGCUCAUUACCAUGGCUCUGGGUGUCCUGACUUUUUGCUAUGGUGCAGGAUCGUCAGUGUCUGCAUUGAGACACUUAAGGUCUUCUCAGAAGAAGAGUCUUCCUCUGCCUGCUAGUGGGCAGGAGCAAAUAGCCUUUGGGCAGUACGAUGGGAGGACAGCAGACGAGUACUACGUGCAGCAGCAGCCCUAUGUGCUCAGAGGCCACCAGGACAGAGGGGACGCUGCCACGAGGCCUCUCCCCAGGCUGAGAGCGGGCAAUGGCAGCAGGAGCCCGGACACGGCACCCGCCAGCGACCAGCCGGAUGCACAGAACAGGUUGUACACGGAAUAUGAAGUUCAUAAACUUGAGACUCUCCAAGCUGAAAACCUUAGUGCAGAAGCUGCAUUUGAGCAGCAAAAGCAGGAGACAAGCAAAGUAGAGGGAGAGACUGGAGGAAACUGUGACCCUAAUAAAAACCUAGAACAGAAAAGUUCUGCUGCAGAACCGUGUGAAGAGAAGAAAGAGAGUGUUUUACAUGACUCCAGGAAAGAGACUAAGGAAGAGCCAGGCUCUGCUCAAACCAGAAUGAUCCCUAGGCUGCUGCUGUACAUACUUCUGGGGUCUUCAGCUGGAAUUGGAGCCCUUUAUAGCUGAGGGUGGAGUAGAGGAUGUUGCCACUGAAGGAGCUGAGAGUCUGUUCUUCUCCUGGAAGCAGCACCUCUGAUCAUCCAUCCUGUUACUCUGGAACCGACUCAGCAGAUCAAAGAACCCUUCGUCUGCCAUUGUCUCACGGCUGCUUUUCUGAAAAGGAGAAAAUUUGGGGUAUUUGACCUUCGAGUGCCUACAGCUGGGACAACUACAUCAGAGUUUCAGUCCAGUGCUAUGCUUGAUAUUUACGUAUCUGAAAUUUAUUAAAUAAAUUUUUUUAGUCACCUA
Molecule: messenger RNA, 2081 nt
Organism: Haemorhous mexicanus (house finch)
Lineage: Eukaryota; Metazoa; Chordata; Aves; Passeriformes; Fringillidae
Gene: CLCC1
Product: chloride channel CLIC like 1
Exons: 13
Coding region: 144-1799 (551 amino acids)
Cellular component (GO): endoplasmic reticulum; membrane
Molecular function (GO): chloride channel activity
Source: RefSeq, a predicted model, not a curated record